CCGUAGGGCUCUCCUGCCAUUCCUCGGCCCCCCAACUCCUCUCGCCCCCCCAUCCCCUCCUCCUCCAUCCUCCAGUUCAAAAUGGCGACGGCGGCGGCGGCGGCGGCGGCAGCAGCAGCGGCGGCAGCGGCGAUGGCUCCUCCGGGCUGCCCGGGUUCGUGCCCCAACUUCGCCGUAGUCUGCUCUUUCUUGGAACGCUACGGGCCGCUGCUAGACCUGCCCGAGUUGCCGUUCCCAGAGCUGGAGCGGGUGCUGCAGGCGCCGCCGCCAGACAUCGGCAACGGAGAAGUACCAAAAGAAUUGGUGGAGCUCCAUUUGAAGUUAAUGAGGAAGAUUGGCAAAUCCGUUACAGCAGACAGAUGGGAAAAAUACUUGAUCAAGAUCUGCCAAGAGUUUAACAGUACCUGGGCAUGGGAGAUGGAGAAGAAAGGCUAUCUUGAAAUGAGUGUUGAAUGCAAACUAGCACUCUUAAAGUAUCUCUGUGAGUGUCAGUUUGAUGACAAUCUUAAAUUCAAGAAUAUAAUUAAUGAGGAGGAUGCUGAUACUAUGCGUCUGCAGCCAAUUGGGCGAGACAAAGACGGCCUCAUGUAUUGGUACCAGUUGGAUCAAGACCACAACGUGAGGAUGUACAUAGAAGAACAAGACGAUCAAGAUGGCUCUUCUUGGAAAUGCAUUGUCAGAAAUCGAAACGAGUUGGCUGAGACUCUUGCACUCCUGAAAGCACAAAUUGAUCCUGUACUAUUGAAAACCUCUAGCCAACAGGAAGAUUCUUCCCGGGAAAGUCCCACCCUAGAGGAUGAGGAGACUAAAAAAGAUGAAGAAACACCUAAACAAGGGGCAUCAAAAGAAAAUGAAAAGACAGAAGGUAAUGAGCGGUCAGAGAAUUCCAGAAAGCGUUCUGCGGGCAGCGCUCUAGAAGAACCAGCUGUGAAAAUGGAGAAAGCUGAGGAAAUGGAGCUUGUGAAACUGCCAGUCAUUGUAAAGCAAGAAAAGCCUUUGCCAGAAAAUGAGGGAAAAAAGAUUAUCAGAGAGGAAAGGGAUUCUUUCAAGGAAAAUGUCAAACCCAUUAAAGUAGAAGCAAAGGAAUGCAGAGUGGACCCAAAAGAUCUCAAAGGCAGCUUGGAGCGGCCGGGUUCACAGGAGCCAGAGAGAGCAGACUUUGGUAGCAGCAUCAAAUCUUCUCAAGACAUCACAGAGAAAUCUAAUGAGGAAACAGAGAAGCUUAAAAAUGAUCAGCAAGCCAAGAUACCACUGAAGAAACGUGAAAUUAAGCUGAGUGAUGAUUUUGACAGUCCAGUCAAAGGACCUUUGUGUAAGUCAGCUACUCCAACAAAAGAGUUUUUGAAAGAUGACAUAAAACAAGAGGAAGAGACUUGUAAACGGGUCUCUACCAUCAGUGCUUUGAGUCAUGAAGGGAAACAACUUGUGAAUGGAGAAAUUAAUGAUGACAAGGUAACUCCAAAUUUUAAGACAGAACAAAUGGAAACACAGCUUUGUGAUACAAAGGAAGAUGGCUCUAGCAUCCCCACUAAGGACAGAAAUGCCAGCAUGGAGGGAAAUGGUGCUGAGUGCUUAAAUUCUGUCAUAACAAGCACAAAGAUAAGUGAGCUUGAGAGGGACGUCCCUUUAGGGACGGGGACAGAUAGUUCUGUCCCCGAUAUAGAGAGCCACAGUCAGAAAGGAAGGUCAGAGGAACCUGAGCUGCCAAACAUGGAAAUGCCUCUCGAGCCUUUUGAGAAAGCCACAGAUCUCUCCUUAAAACCCACUUUGUCUGCCACUGAACCCUGUUCUACGAAAGUUGAAGAGAAGGCCCCCAAAAGUGAGAGUGAGAACCACACUCCAGAUAUAGAAUGCCUGGAAAGAGUGGAGAAGGCCAAGAAAACCUGCGUUGAGAAGGACAUACAAAGGUUGAGUCCAAUACCAGAAGAAGUGGUAAGGGGUGCUCCACAGUCAGAAAAGCCGGGUCCUUGUGAAGUGGUCGACACUCCUCUCCCACUCGAGAUGACAGGGGCCAAGGAGAAAGAGACCUCAGGAAAAACAGAUGUAGACUGUAGUAGAGGUUCAAGUGAAGGUCAGUCCUUUGAAAAUGCAAGUCCAGAAAUUCUAAAAGAGGAUUCUGAGUCCUCCAGGAUAGAAAUGGCCAAAGUGGACAAUGCCCAGACCUCUGGCAUGGAGGAUACUUCUGAAACAAAGGGCUCUGUGCAAAAAAACAAAUUUAAAUAUAAGUUAGUUUCUGAAAGAAACAGUACUGCUUCCGAAAAUACAGAGAUCACCUCUGAAAGGAAGAAAGAAGGCAUCAAGUUGACAAUUAGGAUAUCAAGUCGGAAGAAGAAGCCAGAUUGUCCCCCACAAAUUGUAGACUCGGAAAGCAAGGAAGAGAAGGAGGGGAAGGAAGAAGAGAAAACAAGUGUGGGCCGAACUUUAAGAAGGUCUCCAAGAAUAUCUAGGCCCACUGCGAAAGUUGCUGAGAUCAGAGUCCAGAAAGCCGAUAGGAAAAGAACUGAGGGAGAGGACGGAGUGCAGGGGGAGGCAGCAUCUUUGCAAACAGCAGACAAGAAGGAACACUUGAAGAAAGCAGAGAAGGAUCCAAACUCUAAAGCAAGCAAGGUAAAACCCAAAGGCAAAGUUCGAUGGACUGGCUCUCGGACACGUGGCAGGUGGAAAUACUCCAGCAAUGAUGAAAGCGAAGGGUCCGAGAGUGACAAAUGCUCUGCAGCCUCAGAAGAGGAGGAAGGAAAGGAAAGUGAAGAAGCAGUCCUUCCAGAUGAUGAUGAACCUUGCAAAAAGUGUGGCCUUCCGAACCAUCCAGAACUAAUUCUCCUGUGUGAUUCUUGUGACAGUGGCUACCAUACGGCCUGCCUCCGUCCUCCUCUGAUGAUCAUCCCUGAUGGAGAAUGGUUCUGCCCUCCUUGCCAGCAUAAACUACUGUGUGAAAAAUUAGAAGAACAGUUGCAAGAUUUGGAUGUUGCCUUAAAGAAGAAAGAACGUGCAGAACGAAGGAAAGAACGCUUGGUUUAUGUUGGUAUCAGUAUUGAAAACAUCAUUCCUCCACAAGAGCCUGAGUUUUCUGAAGAUCAAGAAGAAAAGAAAAAGGAUGCAAAAAAAUCCAAAGCAAAUGUACUUGAAAGGAGAUCAACAAGAACAAGGAAAUGUAUAAGCUACAGAUUUGAUGAAUUUGAUGAAGCAAUUGAUGAAGCUAUAGAAGAUGAUAUUAAAGAGGCUGAUGGAGGAGGAGUUGGCCGAGGAAAAGAUAUCUCCACCAUCACAGGUCACCGUGGGAAAGACAUUUCUACUAUUUUGGAUGAAGAAAGGAAGGAAAAUAAACGACCCCAAAGGGCAGCUGCUGCUCGCAGGAAGAAACGCCGGCGACUUAAUGAUCUUGAUAGUGAUAGCAACCUAGAUGAAGAAGAGAGUGAGGAUGAAUUCAAGAUCAGUGACGGAUCUCAGGAUGAGUUUGUUGUGUCUGAUGAAAACCCAGAUGAAAGUGAAGAAGAGCCGCCGUCCAAUGAGGACAGCGACACUGACUUCUGCAGCCGAAGACUAAGGCGGCAUCCUUCUCGGCCGAUGAGGCAAAGCAGGCGUUUGCGGAGAAAGACCCCAAAGAAGAAGUACUCCGAUGACGACGAGGAGGAGGAGGAGGAAGAGUCUGAGGAGAAUAGCAGAGACUCUGAAAGUGACUUUAGCGAUGAUUUUAGUGAUGAUUUUGUAGAGACCCGGCGAAGGCGAUCAAGAAGGAACCAGAAAAGACAAAUUAACUACAAAGAAGAUUCAGAAAGUGAUGGUUCCCAGAAAAGUCUGCGGCGUGGUAAAGAAAUCAGGCGAGUUCACAAGCGUAGACUUUCCAGCUCAGAGAGUGAAGAGAGCUAUAUGUCUAAGAACUCUGAAGAUGAUGAGCUAACAAAAGAAUCAAAGCGAUCUGUUCGAAAACGGGGCCGAAGCACAGAUGAAUAUUCAGAAGCAGAUGAGGAUGAUGAAGAGGAAGGCAAACCAUCCCGAAAGCGGCUACACCGGAUUGAAACUGAUGAGGAGAGCUGUGACAAUGUUCAUGCAGAUGCGGACCAGCCUGCCCGGGACAACCAGCCCAGUGUCCUGCCCUCGGAGCCAGAGAGCAGCAAGAAGCCGUACCGGAUAGAGAGCGAGGAGGAAGAGGACUUUGAAAACGUGGGCAAAGUCGGGAGCCCAUUGGACUACAGCCUGGUAGACUUGCCUUCCACCAAUGGACAGAGCCCUGGCAAGGCCAUUGAGAACUUGAUGGGCAAAGCAACUGAAAAGUCCCAGACCCCCAAGGACAAUGGCACAGCCAGUGCAAGUCUAGCCCCCAAUGGGACAAGUGGUGGACAGGAGGUGGGGGCACCAGAAGAAGAUGAAGAUGAGCUUUUGCGAGUAACUGACCUUGUUGAUUAUGUCUGUAACAGUGAACAGUUAUAAGACUUCUUUCCAUUUUUGUGCUAAUUUAUUCCACGGUAGCUCUCACACCAGCGGGCCAGUUAGUAAAGCUGUUUAAUUUUUCCUAGAAAACUCCACUACAGAAUGACUUUUUAGAAGAAAAAUUUCAACAAAUCUUGAAGUCUUUCUGGGAAGUAACCAGUUUUGAACUUUGAAGAUUAAUAAUUGCUGUAAAUUCCUUUUGAUUUUCUUUUUCCAAGUUCAUGGUCCUUGGUAAUUUCAUUCAUGGGGAAAAAUCUUAUUAUAACAACAAAGAUUUGUAUAUUUUUGACUUUAUAUUUACUGAGCUCUCCUGACUUUGUGAAAAGGGUGGAUACGAAUGCAUUCCAAAUCUGUGAGGGCCCAAAACAGAAUUUAGGGUGGGAGAAAGCACUUGUGCUUUAGCUUUUCAUAUUAAAUAUAUAUUAUAUUUAAACAUUCAUGGCAUAGAUGAUGAUUAACGGAGUGUUUAAAAGUUCAUGUCUGUACUGUUGCAGUUUGAGUAUUGUAGAUAACAUCACACGUACAUCACUUAGUAAUAGCUUUUGUGACAUCACUUGGUUUACUAUUGGAGUUACCACACUUUAAAAAAAGAGAUCCUGGAAGCACCAUCAUAAAAACACUUUAACCUAAGUUUCUGUUAUAGCAAAGUUUCUUGUUUUAUAUAUAUAUAAAUCAUCUGGAAAGUAUUUGUAUAGUAAAAUGUAUGAUGAAGCUUUGACAGCCAGAUUGUGCUAACAGAAUCUUUUCAAUAGCUUUUAAGCUAUUAGGACAUUAAUAUUAGAUGGCCUCUACAUACUGGACCAGGUGGCCAGUUAGUGAGCUGAGUGGUCUUCCCCUAAGAUCCAAGUACACUAUAAACUUGCCAGUAGUGUUAACUCUUCAGGCCACAUGGUGUUCACCAUCUGAGAUGCCAUUUUGAAUAUAAUACAUCUAAAUAUAACAUGGAGAUGCUAAGCUGUGUAUUUUAGCACAUUUGAAGACUGAGAAGGGAUUUUCAGGUGAAUUUUAACUGGUUUAUUCUUACCCUUACUAUCUACUUCAAAUUGAAGUCUACAAACAAAGCAGUUCCUUUGGGAGGUUUUUAGUUUUGAGUUUAAGCAUGUGUAUAGUGUGUGAUUUGUAUGAUGUGUGUGUGUGUGUGUGUGUGUGAUUUGUAUGAUCUCUGUGUGUGUGUGUGUUGGAAUUUUCUAUAUGCCUGGAUAUAUUAGCAGGGUUUGAAUGUAAUUUUGGCCUUUGGCCAUUAUAUACUUCUAUUAAAAUCCAUUAAUAGUCACACAACCAACAGAAUUGAAUGAGAACCGCUGAUAUACUUAAUAAGUAUAAUUUCCAUUUUAAACAUCUCAACACUUUAAGGAUAAGCCCUUUGCUUCAAGAAUAGGCGGUUUUUAAAUCAAUGUAACAUAGCUGACACUAAAAUAUGAACUUUUAUCUUAGUUUCUGUUACAGUUGUGAAGUUUCAGGCACAGCCCUAACCCUGUACAGCUGUAGUAUUUGUGAAUUCGCCUUGCUUGGCACAUCCUGAAGCCUUCAGCAUUGCUUCAGUGUGUGCUUUGGCCCUGAUGUUCGGGUUUUCUGUUCCAGUGUUGUCUGUUGCCGGCAAUAGACAUGCUGUAUCUGCUGCUGGCUCAAGGAAUUUCACUUUUCUUCUCAGAUUAAGCAUUAUAUGUAGUCAAUGUACAGUAAACCACUUUUUUUUUUUUUAUUGAAAGCUGGCAUUAGACUUAUGUCAUAAAAACCUCUGGACACUUUGUGCUCCUAUUUUCUGUUCCUUGACAGAUACACUCUUAAAUUUGAUCUCCUGGCCUUUAAAUUUUAGUGCCGAUUUUUUCAGUUAUUUGAUUUUGAUUUUGGUUUCACUUUAGUUCCAUAGAACUUGAGAGUUAAUGUUUGCUUUGAUUGUAGCUGUGAGCUUAUAUUUGUGUAACAAUAAAACAAUGGAAGCACCUAAGAAAACAAGGAUGCUGCUGCAGAGCCGAGCCAGCUGUGGCUUCAUCAUAAAUAGUGUUGUGCUAGAAGGACAGGGCAGGCUUACAUUCACAGGCAGUGAAGGACUAAAAGGAACCACAGGUACUUGCAUAACUUUGUUUCUAGCUGUUGUGUUACUUGAAAAUCAACUAAGAAUAAAGUUUCUCACUGUCUAGAACAGAUGGGCAGAAGGAUUCCUACUACUGUGUGGUAAGUGGUUCUUGCUAUGCGGUCUCAGAAGGUUUCAGUCCUGCAACCAGGUAAAGCACUGUGGUGUAGAAAAUCUCCUAUGUACCUGUCUCUACCUCUGCACACACCAGCUCUUGCAUCCACCUAUCAAUUCUAUUCAUCAUUUACACAGAUGAUUAGAAGUAGUAAAUGGGUAGCUAACUCAACAGCAUGUAGAGAAUGUGAAGUAACUUCUUACCCUGCUAUGGAAAACCCAUGCUAAUUUUUAUAGUAAAAACUGAGUAUUCCAUUUAACAAAUAUCCCACUGACUUGGGUUUCAAAACCACUUGUGCUACCUGAUUUUUAUUAAACUUGAGUGUCAACUUCAUAAUGAGUGUCUCCCUUCUAACUUUACAUUCUCAUUAGACCAACUGGCUAUAGAGUAAUCCAGGCAGCUAAUAUAUACCAAUUCUUAGGAUCCAGCUACUUCUGCGUGGCUUUUUGUUGUUUCUGUUCGUGCUGGAGACUGAAUCCGGGCCUCAUGCAUACUGGGUAAGUGUUCUAACGCUGGGCUAGAACUCUUGCUCUGCUUAAUGUUCAGAUUCAGUCCCUCGGAGUCUCGCAAAUCCUCUUGGAGGAUGUUCCCAAUGAGGUUUCUGUUGCUGCUGUCAAAAUAAAUGUUCUGUAUCAAAAAUUCUGAUAAGACCAUUAAGAACUGGAGGAUGGAAAGGAAAACAGGCAUGUAGACUAUCUUCAAUCCUUGGUAGAUUCCGAUUUAUAAUAAUCUUUAGAAUUUUUCCCUUUAAUAACUUUAGUGGUCCCCUCCUACCUUUUGGAAUACAAAUGUUGAGCUUGUAUGAAAGGGCUCCCAGAGUCAGACUCCUAGUCUCCAGCAUACACAUUAAGGAUAGAUACAGUGUAGUAUUCAAAGUGUUCAGUUUGCGACUUCAGUAAAGUUUGAGAGCUAGCCAGAUUUUUACAGUUCCAGAACUUAGAAUUGAAAUAGUGUAUGAAAAUGACUCAGACUCGUUUGUGCAUGUGUGAUGAUAACGUGUUUAUUGUAGAAUAUUACUGCAAAGUCAUGUGUUUUCAACAAUACACAUGACACACUGAGGUUAUUUCCUUAACAUCUUUUUCCAAUUGGUCAAGGUUGCAGAUUGAAAGGAUAAAAAGUCACAUUAAAAUGAAUUCAUGUUUACUGGUUACUCAUUUUUUAAAAAGUGAUCUGCCAAAGAACCAAAAACUUCAGAUACUAAUGAAAUUGUUGAGGGGAAAAAGAUUUUUAAAAGGAUGUUAUUACCUUUCACUUUCUAGUUGAUAGGACUUAUCCUACGUAAUAAACAUUGAAGCAAAGUGCAUAUAUUAAGAAAAAUGUGGACACUUAGAGUUAAAUGAUGGAGAAUGUGUCAGUAGUUUUAAAGAGGGGUGAGUGGAGUUCCCUUUGUGACAAGAAUACCCUUCUAGCCUCAUUGGUAGGCAUGAGGUGUUAGCCCGCACUAGUUCUUCUACCAGAAGGUAGAAAACACUGAACAGAUCUGUAAUCUCAGAAAAUACUGUGACUCCACUGCCAGCUGCCACAGUGGAGCAGGUCUUUAGUUCAGGGUGGUGUCUUAGCUUUAGAACAGAUGCUCAACAGUUUUUCUUAUGAGGAAAUGUGUACAUACAUUCUGGAUAACCACUAGAAUGCUGAAAUUCAUCAUGAACUGAGUUACUAAAUGUAAAAGGCAAAUAAUUGUGACGAAAUUAUGAAUAUGAUUCAACUAUAGAAGGUUUAAAGAAAAAAUAGUUUUUCUUGAUGGUUUGACAUUUUCAAGACAUUUCUGGUUCUCUUAAGAAGCAGAUAAUGCCAAGACCACAUGUAUGCUGUAAUCUACAUAGUCCUUGUCUGUUGUUAUUAUCCAUUAGUGAACUUUCAGAACAAAAGUCAUUCCUAUUUUAUCAGCCAUUCCCAGAGAGAUCCUGGAAGUGGCAAGUAAAGCCGCUGUCUUAUUUCCUCACUGUUUUUAUUCUGAUCCUGAAAUAAAAAAUCUUCGCUAUCA
Apodemus sylvaticus (European woodmouse) is the source of this 8601-nucleotide messenger RNA. It is a transcript of the gene Rsf1, whose product is annotated as remodeling and spacing factor 1. NCBI's taxonomy places the organism in Eukaryota, Metazoa, Chordata, Mammalia, Rodentia, Muridae. Bases 82 to 4428 code for a protein of 1448 amino acids. Gene Ontology annotation, cellular component: RSF complex. The record is from RefSeq and is a predicted model, not a curated record. The transcript is spliced from 16 exons. Gene Ontology annotation, biological process: regulation of DNA-templated transcription.